Messenger RNA from Fraxinus pennsylvanica, 1443 nucleotides. NCBI's taxonomy places the organism in Eukaryota, Viridiplantae, Streptophyta, Magnoliopsida, Lamiales, Oleaceae. The record is from the annotation of a GenBank genome assembly.
AUGAGAUCGAAGUCAUCGAGGAAGCCUCUCCGAGAUGUAUCCAAUGCUAAAAGUACGAAGAAAUUGCUCUCCAUUAAGUCUGCAAAUAAUUGCAAGAAAACCCUAGAGGAAAACGGAGAACAAAUGGGAGACGAUUCACUCGAUCGCCUACUUCUCGUUCACUCCAAUCUAUCCUCCCUCAUGCAUCAGAUUGAUGAACUAGUCGUUCAAGCUCUCCAAUUGAAGAGCAAGAAAGGAAACAAAGAAUUGGAAUCAUUUGCAGAUAUCUUGUCUGAAAUGCACACUUCAUUGAAGCCAUGGGUUCCAAGAUUCCAAAAGGUACUUUCAAGUCAAUUAACAGGGCCUGAGAAUAAGUUGGAACAGCCAUUGGCAAAAAAUGAGGUUUCUGUGGUGAAAGGAGAUACAAGUGUUGAAGUUGAAAGCCCGGAACCAACCAAGUGGGAGUCACUCAUCUCUCCUUCACCCCUCGUGUCCUGGCGGACUGAUUGCAAUACUGAGGGUGGUAGGCAAUUGUUUCUACUCACACCUCUGCCUCAACCAAGGGCAUUCUCAGCCAAAUGUCAGGCAUCCUCUAAAUCUGCGUUUGAAAAUCUUACAUCUGAUGCAAUUGCCUACCCAUCAUUUCUUUCUCAUAAAGUAGGACGUGCAGAGCCAACUUCAAUCCAGGUUUUGGAUUCUGAAAUGACUAAAACAGGGUGCAAUUUUGAGUGCGAGUGUGCUUCUCCUGCAAAGAUUUCUAGAAUGAACUGCUCUAUGCUUGUCAUGACUCCAUCCUUGAAAGUAUCACCACCCAAGUCCUGCAUUUUGCUUGAGCCGGCAUCUGAAUUUUCAAAAAGGGACAAUCAGAGGGUUCAAAGAUCAACACCUUUUCCUAUUGGAGUUCAAAAUUCUAGUGCAUCUGCGGAUUCAGAAUCCUCCAGCAGUCCAAAGUCACAUAAUCUGGCUUUCAAGUACCCCGAACUCAUUGGAAUAAAACUAGCUCAUAACUUCGGAAACAGAACAAAGGGAGUAGAAGAAUUGCCAAAUUUGAUCAUGUCACCUCCUAAAACCUGUGUUAUUAUGGAGCCUCCUGAUGACAAAUUGUUGACAAAUAUAUCCAGCAAAUGCCUGCCGCCAAAAACUCCUUCAGUGCAUAGUCGACAAGCACUCUUGUCUUCUAUGAAGGAAAUCAAUCAUCAAGAUGGUCAUUACCCAGCCGGAAAAAUAUGCCAAAAAGAAGUUGGCAGUAGAUUGGAAAUAGCCGAAAGCACUCCUGUGGUGAAGGAACCGGAGAGCAGUAUCCUAGUGAGAAGGCAUCCAGGAGAGAAUACAUUAAAGAAAGAAUUGUGGACGAAGUUUGAAGCAGCAUCGACACAUGGGAUUCGUUUCAACAUGGAUGUUCACCAAAAGACUGCUGAAAAAGGAUUUCUCGACAGAUUGGACGAGGCUUAUUCUGAUGAAUGA